Molecule: messenger RNA, 2342 nt
Organism: Entelurus aequoreus (snake pipefish)
Lineage: Eukaryota; Metazoa; Chordata; Actinopteri; Syngnathiformes; Syngnathidae
Product: homeodomain-interacting protein kinase 2-like
Exons: 9
Coding region: 161-1720 (519 amino acids)
Biological process (GO): smoothened signaling pathway; intrinsic apoptotic signaling pathway in response to DNA damage by p53 class mediator; positive regulation of transcription by RNA polymerase II
Cellular component (GO): nucleus; PML body; cytoplasm
Molecular function (GO): protein serine/threonine kinase activity; transcription corepressor activity; SMAD binding
Source: RefSeq, a predicted model, not a curated record
UCAGAGGUAUCGACACUUUAAUACAUUUUUUUUUUUGGUCCACCUGGACUUUGAUCAUCCAGAUGCUUUACCUCUCUAGGUUGUUUAUGUACCUUUUCGUUGAAAGGUUUUCCACAAGAAGGUGAUCAAUGUGUGCAGGCGGAGAGUCGUACCAACUAAGAUGGACUCCCCCAGUGCGGCUGGCGACUGUCUAUAUCCAGGAGCCAAGCUUCACUCGCCGUCCAGCUGUUACAAGGUGCUCUCCGUGCUGGGCGAGGGCACCUUUGGCAAAGUGGCCAAAUGCCGCAAACUGGACAACAACAAGACGGUAGCUGUGAAAAUGAUCAGGAAUCAGGGCAACUUCGCAGUGCAGGCUAAGUUUGAGAUCGAGGCGCUACAGAAAAUUCAAAUGUUGGAGAACUCCAAACCCCACCUGGUUCAGUGGAACAGCACGUUUAGCGACAUGGGCUAUAUUUGUCUGGAAUUUGAAUACCUGGACAAAAGUCUUUUCGACUUCAUGAAGGAGCGGAAUUUCAAGCCUCUCCAAGUGAAAGAGAUUCGACCCAUCGUUCACCAGCUCGCCAGGGCUCUCGAACACUUGAAGGCUGCAUGUAUGAUUCACGCCGACCUCAAGUUGGAGAACAUCAUGUUUAUUAACCAUCAGCAGCAGCCCUACAGGGUUAAAGUCAUUGACUUUGGCUUGACCCAUGAAAUCUCCGACGCCAGACAGGGCUCUUACAUUCAGAGUCGUCCGUAUCGGUCUCCAGAGAUCUUGGUGGGGGCCCCGUACAACGAGGCCAUAGAUAUGUGGUCUGUCGGAUGCGUGACUGCUUUCUUGUACACUGGUACGCUUAUUUUCCCUGGCAAGAACGACUACGAAAUGAUACGAUUCAUCACGGAGACUCAAGGUCCAUUUCCAGACAGCCUUUUGGCGUCUGGCAAAAAAACUGGACACUUUUUCCACAGGGAAAAUGAAACCAAUCUCUGGAGCAUUAAGACAACAGAAAAGUACCAGCAGGAGACCGGAAUAGUGGUCAAGACAGUCAGGAAGCUUAAGUUAAGCUCUCUUGACCACCUCCUUCAACUCCAGCAGUUUCAGUGGUGUUUUACCAAGCACCCCUCAGACCAGGUUGUGUAUUCAGCCGAUAAGCAGAUGUUUGUGGACAUGCUAAAGGGAAUGUUCCAACUUGAUGCGUCCCAACGGAUGACGCCUCUUCAGGUGCUGGAUCAUCACUUCAUCAGCAUGAGCCACCUGUGGCCUCAUUUUGCCGCCAGCCCUCACGUCAGGUUUUGUUACGGUAUAAUGGCGGCCUGUGAGAGCAAAGCGCCAAACAGCAAAAAGUCAGGCGCUUUGCAGCAGAACACCUCAAAAACGACACCGUCUGUCCUGCACAAACUUGCCUCAGAGAGGACCAACAAAAAAACAGGUCCAUGCAGGACCAAGAACCGAGCCCAAUCGGGACAGAAGAAGAAAACCAAGGACGAAGUGGUUAAACAACCGAAACGUUUUUGCAAAAAAAUAAAGACUGAAGCUCAGCACAGUUGCAUGUCCGACCAUCUGUACGUGAAGCCUAUGGUUGACUCGACGCAACCCCGCCAAGUUGCUGGUAAAGGCAACCUCACUCGGACCAAGCGUGCCAAGAAUGCAAAGCAGUGUACAGAUCUUCAUGCAGAAAAGAAACCAAGGAUGACGCUGAGGAAGGACAAGAGGAAGGAAAUAAUCCCAACGACCGAUGAUUAACCAUGAUCGGGCCUGAAAAAGGAGGUCAAAAUGUUUGUGGACAGGUACAGGGUUAAGAAAUAAUAAGAAUAAGUCAGAGUAAAAAACACCUAUCAAUCCAUCCAUUCAUUUGAGUGGACUAUCAGAACCUUUAUGAGCUACCUUGUUUGGACGACUAAUCUGCAUCAAUUGGGGUAAAAAUGAAGACAUUGAACAUGAUUUCAAAAUAAAAGCCUAUAAUGGAUUGGUUAUCAUGUUUUCAUCAAGUCUAGUUGAUUUGACAUAAUUUGUCCACUCAUUAGACCCUUAAACGUCCUCAGGCACAGAUGGUUGAGCAGUCGUGACGGAAUUUUGAGGGUUCCUGAUACAGCAUCCGCCAUCCUAGUCACUGCCGUUGUGUCCUUGGGCAAGACACUUCUCCCACCUUGCUCCCCAGUGCGGCUCACACUGGUGUAUGAAUGUGAAUGAAUGGUGGCGGUCGAAGAGGCCGUAGCUUCUACCCCAGGGCAGCCGUGGCUACAAAGGUAGCUCACCACCAUGCGCAUCAGAGACGCAUCAUAGACGCAUCAGAGACAUCCAUCCACCUUGACAUCCAAGUCAAGACGAGACAGGUCGAGGCAAAUCUUGACAUCUACUUGAUAUU